Molecule: messenger RNA, 1873 nt
Organism: Salvelinus fontinalis (brook trout)
Lineage: Eukaryota; Metazoa; Chordata; Actinopteri; Salmoniformes; Salmonidae
Product: dachshund homolog 2-like
Exons: 1
Coding region: 190-783 (197 amino acids)
Source: RefSeq, a predicted model, not a curated record
UUCGCUCACGGACAGGACAGAAAGGACCGACAGGACCGAUAGAUCACAUACUGUCUGUUCUCCAACUAGAGAGAGAGCGUAGGAAACCGAGAGAGAGGAACAAGUGAAAGAAAGAGAAUAAAGAGGGGGAGGAGAGCGAGAGAAGAAUAAGCGCUGGUGGGAGCGAGGGGAGAGAAAGUGAGAGUGACCAUGACUACCACCGUGGCAGUCUCUGCAACCCCUCCUGUCCUCUCACCCGACCCAGGAGAACCUUCCUCUGGGGGACUAUUCUGCUCCGACCCGUUUUACACCCCCACAACCACCAGCCCUCAUCAAGACUCCCCAUCCCUGCGGCUCACCACCUUGGGACUCCUCAACCCCUUCCUAUCGGGCUCAGGACUCCCAUCCUGCGCCUUGGGAUUCAACAACACUCCGGUGUCUGGAGAUCGAGUCAUUUCCACCACCACUGCGACCACAACCAGUGAGAGCAGAAUGGUGGAUGUACACGGAAUAAAAGUUGCCUCUUUCAGCGUCGGAGGACAGGACGAGUUGAUUUGUCUACCCCAAGUUUUCGAUCUCUUCCUAAAACACCUCGUCGGCGGGCUUCAUACCGUUUACACCAAGCUGAAACGCCUGGAUAUAUGUCCGGUUGUGUGUACGGUGGAGCAGGUACGUGUCCUGCGAGGACUCGGCGCUAUUCAACCGGGAGUAAACCGCUGUAAACUAAUCUCCAGGCGAGACUUCGAGGCACUCUACAAUGACUGCACCAAUACAAGGUUGGUUGAAAUAAGUUUUAUCUUUUGACAUUUCUUUUGACUUUCGAAAUCUUCCAUUGUCUUUUUGUAAAACCAUUCGUAAAUGUCAUGCGACCAUGCGUUCAAUAUCAAUAGGCUAUUUCAGCAUCUUCUUUACAGUGAAUGAUCAAUAAGACAGCUUUUCACUUCGUAAAAUGUGGGUCCCAUACAAUAUCAGAUUCCCCUUCCUCUCUCGCUCUCUCAAUUCAAUUCAAUUCAAUUCAAUUUGCUUUAUUGGCAUGACGUAACAAUGUACAUAUUGCCAAAGCUUAUUUACAAUUUAUCUCUCUCUCUCUGCAAAACUUCAGUUCGUGAAAUAGGCAGUAGACUAUGUGGUGUAAUUAGUUUUGUUCGAAGCUCGAACAUGUAACCAAAUUCACAAAGAAAUAUAGUUAUAGAUAUGUAACUGUCGUUGAAAGCAAGGUCAAUAAGAGGUAGAUCGCUUCUAUGUUCGCUAUUUCUUUGAUUACCCUACGUUUCGUAUUUGUCAUUUUUUUUCGGGUUUUGUAAACUAGCUGAAGAUACAAUAUUUUUGUUUAUGGAAAAUACACUAUAUAUACAAAAGUAUGUACCCCUUCAAAUUAGUCUAUUUGGCUAUUUCAACCACACCCGUUGCUGACAGGGGUAUAAAAUCAAUAUUUUGGUAUUUGUUUCAUUAGUCCAUUGUUGACAUAUUCCCGAAAUGUUUAGCAUGUCAGCCAUCAAGUUUUCAAGAUAUGUAACUUUCAAUAAACAGAAAUCUGGCUAUAUGAUUCAUUCCCCCAAAUAAGUCACUUCUCAUAUAACCCAACACACAGCAAAGCAGAGUCUGAUAUUUCUGAAAUCUGAGCAUCAAAUGUUGAUACACACCACACCAUUGUUCGGUGUCCAGUAUGAAGUUUAAAGUUUCGUGAGCCAAUGCUAACUAGCGUAACGCUAGUAGAUACCAAUAGACUUCCAGUCAUUGCGCUAACGCUAGUUAGCUACUGCGCUAGCCAGUGUUGUGUUCAAGACCACUUAAAGCGAGACCGAUUGAAAACAACGACCAGAGCAAAUCGAGUCUGAGUCAAGACCAGAGGGGAGGUGAGACAGAGUCAAGACCAGAGGGGAGGUGAGACAGA